AUGGCGGGCCAAAAGGCCGCACACUCGGAGUCGCACACGCACGACGCCGACGUGGGCAGGGUCUCCUCCGCAAUCUCAAGCUGGGAAGGCGGUGGGCGCAAUGAUCUACUCAAGAUCAUCGGUGCGCAGGCCGCAGCGGCGGCCGCUGAGCCGGCAGCAGGUCUGGCGUUGAUAAACACGCUGUACUCUGUUCUCGCAUCGGAGCAGCCAGCGCCAACUGUUGUCGAGCUCGUCAAGGAUGCGGUAGCGGCAAGUCCUGAUCAUGUUGAUGCGAUCGCCAUCGCGUUCCUCGACACGGUGGAGGAGUUUUGCCACGCCGAGCGCGACGUCAAGGACACUGUCAAGACUCGUGACCCGGAGCUCGAGACAAAGGCGCUCAAUGUCGUCAACAGCCUGGUGCACUUUAUCAACCUCCUUCUUUCACCCGAAAACCUCCUCAGCACUGGGUUGCAUCCCACUCCUCGUAACCCUGAUCAGCUCAGGAGUUCAAUGGCCAAGCUCAACACCAGCACAUACUUCAAGCAGCGGAAUAGCAACCUUCUGCGCGAGGCGAGCGAAGGCUUCUCCCAUCUCAUCAUUCUCCUGACCGGUCCCAACGUGUUCGUUUCCACUCCUGAGAGUGACGAGCAGAGGCUGGCACGCGCAAAAUCAGUAUGGAAUGAUAUCGAAAACGUCAUCGGGACGUACAACCUCGCUCCUAUCCGUGUUCUCGAUCUCAUCAUCGAGGUCGCGUCCUGCCAUGUCGCCUACCAUUGGCGUUUCUUCAUGGACCUUCUUCGCGUCUCCUACUGGGGCCGGUAUUGCACUGGCCCUUCCAACAGGGUUCCCAAGACGGUCCAGGAUGAGGGCGAGUCCACUGCUCACAGUCUUGUCCUCGCAGACACCGACAACAGCACCAUCGCCAAGGCCCUUGGUUUCUGGUUCACGUUUUACCAGAACCCGGACAACGGCGAGACUCCCAUUGGCCUGCUGUACUUUGCUGCCCUCCUCGUCAAGGAUGGUUUCGUCAAGCCUGCAUUCCUUCUUCCUAACCUCAGCCCCGAUGACGACGGUAUGGCCGAGAUUGAGGCGCGUUACAAGUCGGCAAUGAGCUCGCGCUCUGGGCCCAACAACGCACUCAUGAACACGGUCCUCGUUGACGACGAAGCACCCACUUCCUCGAGCGACUCGCCGGCUUUUGUGGAAGAAAAGCCCAAGGCCAAGGCCGAGCAGAAAAUCCAGCUCUUGCAAGCGCUCAUGUCUAUUGGCGAGGUCGAGUUCUCCCUACAGCUUCUCGCAAGGUAUCCAUGGGUUGCCAUGUCGCACCCCUCCAUCGGUCAGCUUAUUAUCCGCAACAUCGACUAUUCUCUCGACCCCGUCUACCGCCGUGUGACAAACCAGCCCAGCUAUGGCACAGUGCCACUGCCGGCCGCUCGCGAUGUCGUCCCCACACUCGUGUCUCCUCCUCCGCCAUCGACCAUUGUCAAGACGUUUGAGUUCUUCUACCCCAACUGGUUCGACCACCUGGAUCAUUGGGAGACGAUCGAUGAUCUGCACACCAAGGGCGACCACUGGCUGCGACUCCUUGGCGGCCUCGGCGGUCGUGGCAUCGAAACAAUGACCAAGCUUUGUCGUAUUAUGAAGGUCCACUUUGAGGGACUGCGGAACGCCAAACUCGUCGCCUUUGGUAUCGAGCCUGGAACCUCCUUGACGCGUGCGCAGGCCAUGCAGAUCCGUGCCACCGAGGGCGAGAUUUCUCCAUGGGCUGGUCUUAUCCGUGGCGUUCUCCUCCCUGCUCUUUCACUUUCGGACGACGCUACCGCCGCUUUCGACCACGAGCUGGAGCUGGUGUUUGACGAGUUCCCGUGGGAGACUCUGGCAUGCCUCUUUGGCGAGUGGCGCGAUCUCACGGGCAACACCAAGGCUCGCGGCCACCUGCCACCGGCAGCCAACGCCACCACCAAGGCGACACGCGACAUCAAGCAGGCGCUUUCUCGUGUGACGGCAGCUCAAUCGAACCCCGGCGUGCCAACGCCUUCCUCGCAGGCUUCGGAGCGUGUCCCCGCUCGUGCGCUUGCCAAGCAAGGACGUGCCAACCCGACUGCUUUCUGGACCGUGUCCAACUCGCAAGUCAUGGCGUAUGGCAGUGUCGGCAACAUUGGCGAGCACAUCAUCGAGGUCGGGCGUUACACCAACCGCCUCUCAAAGGAUGUAGCAGUGUUCACCUGGGUAGACCAGCUUGCCAACUCGAGCACAAACCAACGCUCUAUCGAAAACCUGUCUGUGUUCGUCGGUCUCAUCAAUCGCCGCUUCGUCUUCAGUCUCGACCCCUUACUGCAAUUCAUCGUCAGCGGCCUCAAGAGCGGCAACUCGUCGACUUUGACCGUUAUCGAGAAGCUCAUGAGCGGCAUGUCUGGCGAGGACAUUGUUGGCAACUUUGCGAUUUCAGUCGAGCAGCUUGGCGCUUACUCUGCCGGCCCCGAGAUGGCCCGUGAGGCCUUCUACUCGAGUGAGAUUACUCGCGGAGACCGCAGGCCUCGCCGCUCCAUCGAGUUGCUCAACCAGGUCAAGAAGAGUCUGCCUCGUUUUAUCCAGGCUCUGCGCUACACCGAGCUCGCCGUUCCUAUUCUAAUCGGCCUCGCCCAAAUGUCUACCAACACCCUUUCGUACGACAUUAGCAUUUCCGUCAAGGAGAUGAGCGACAAGCGCGACUUUGCACGUGAUGUCUUUAGCCAGUACUCCAACAUGCUUGCUGAGCACCUCCCUCUGGAAGAACGGCUCGAUCUGCCCAGCCUCUCGGCGUUGCAGCACGAGUAUGGCAUCGAAUCUCAGCUUGCAUGGACUGUCCUGCGUCCCAAGCUCGAUGCGCUUCAACAGUCGACCCCUGCAGGGGAGGGCAUGGAUGUUGACGACGAGAGCAAGUGGUGGCCGGACGCCCUCACAAGGACUAUUGAGGAGUUGGACGAGGACGACGCGCUGCUGGAUAAGAAAGUCAAGCGUGUUCUGGGCAGCCUGCAGGCCUCUGACAUUUCGGUCUCGUCGGAUAUGUACGACAAGGCGAUUGGCAAGAUCAACAAGCUGGUCGGCGAACUCGCGGGCUCCAAGGUGCAGAGCUCUGAAAUCCGCUUUGAAAUGUCUCGUCUGCGCGCGCGUAUCAAGCAGCUGCAGGUUGAGAAGGAGAAGCAGGAGGCUCACGUCAAGAGUGUCCUUGAGCAGCUCAAGCGCGAGAGUGUACACUGGUUCAGCGGUGCUUCCCAAAGCUCGCCCCAGGUCCUCGCUGCUCAGCUGCACGAUCACUGCUUCUACCCUCGUGCCAUCCAGUCACCUGCGGAUGCCGUCUUCGUGGCCAAGUUUAUCCGCUUGGCGCACGACUUUGGCACCCCUGGGUUCUCUACAGCUCUGACCUACAACACCUUCUUCUUGCGCGAGACUCUUGCCGACAAGAUCUUCGAGUGCACCGAAGCCGAGGCGCGCAACCUUGGUCGUGCCCUGUACUUUAUCAUGGGCUGCCUCGACUCUUGGUACCUGCACGAGGACAAAUACUACAAGGAAGCCCUCGGCAGUCCUGUCCCUGCGGCUCCCGAGGCCGACGCAAAGAAGACUGUCCCAGAGCACUUGCUUACGGGUAUGCACUACCGCUCAUCGACCACUGUUCCAAACGCGGCUCACACCUGGGAGGACUUCAAGAACUUCUACGCCAAGUUCCACGACAACCUCACCACGUCUCUGGUCAAGUGCUGGAACCCAUCGAGCUCGAGCUACAGCCCCAAGAAUGCUGUCGUCAUUGCCCUCCAGCUCUUGCCGUUCUACCCUGUUAUGAAGAACAACGCCGAAGCCAUCCAAAAGGCAGUUACGACUCUGCGUGACACAAAGGACGGUACCAUUACCCCCGACAUUGUACCCGCCUUCAACUCGUACCUCUCGCAGCUGAGCAAGCGCAACAAGACAGAGAGGCCCUUUGUUCCUGCCGCCGAGUUCCACCCCAGUGCUGCUAUUCGUGCUGCCAACGCGGCGAAGGCUAAAGCAAAGGCAAAGGCCGAGGCCGAGGCGCAAGCCAAGGCUGCUGCCGAGGCAGCUGGUGAUGACACCAAGAUGGAGUCACCAACUGCCGAGCCUGCCACUGCCGAGCUCGACUCUGUUGCUGCGCCAGCCGAGAACGCCGAUGCUGUCCCCGCUCCGUCUGCCGCCAACUUGGACAAUGCCAGGGCCCUCCGUGCCAAACUCGAGCAGGGCCGUAACAGCCGUGCUGCUACUCGCGAGGUCAAGACGGCACCCGUCUCUCCCUCCCCAGCACACCCUCUUCCGGCCAACCCGACUCUACCCUCACGCAAUGUGCACCCAGACCGUGCGGGUGGUCUUCCCAUGGGUCCGCCUGCCGAGCUGUCUGUCGAUGAAGCUCGCGCUGCCGCCCGUGCGAAGAAGUUUGGUCUCAUCGCAAAUGCCACUGCUCCUCCCACCGGCCCAGCAGCACGCGACGACUCGCCGCGCUCGACACCCCGCCACUCACCACCGCCAAGCAACCGUACUGCUCGCAGCGGCACCGACGACUCGCGCGUCAGCGACCGUUCUCGCCGCCACGACGGCCGGGACGAACGUGACCGCCGCGGAGAGCCUCGUGAGGGAGAAAGGAGGGAUGAGCGACGCGGAGACUCGCGCAACGACCGCCGCGAGCACGAUCGCCGAGGAGACGACAGGCGAGCUGCCGACCCGCGUGAUGCUCCCCGUCAAGACGACAGGAGAACUGCCGACGCCCGUGACGCCCCCCGGCACAGAGAUGACCGUCGCCAGGCCGAUUCGCGUGACGAGCCUGUCCGUGACGACAGGAGGCGGGGAGACGACCGUCGCGAUGGCCGCGAAACUCCUCGCGACGCACCUUCGACACGUGGUGGUCGCGAGGACCGACGUGAUGGCCGUGGAUCGAGAGACGGAAGGGAGAGCAGGGAUGAGAGGCGCGACACCGCCCAAUCUCGUCCGGAGGAACGCAGAGACGGCCGCGAGCGCCGCGACGGCCGAGGGGAGCCCCGUGAUGCUCGUGACCGUAGGGAAGGUGUGCCGCCCACGGGACCCGCACGCGACCGCGCUCCACCCGUGGACGACAAGGAGAAGCGCCCCGAGCGACCCGAUUCUCGUGCAGAGUCGAGGGGAGACCGUGAACGCCCGGUCGACGACCGUGACAGACGCGGAGGAGACCGUCGCGAGCCUGCGCCGCGUGCCAACGACACUCCAGCAUCCUCGACUCGUGACCGCCCCGCAUCGACCGACGAACGCGACGACAAGAAGCGCGAGCGUGACGCUCCCCGUGAACGUGAAGACGACAGGCGCGUGCGCUCUCGACGUGACGAGCCCCGCCGCGAUGGCCGGGACCGUGAGAAGGACGAGCGUGCGCGUGGUGCAGACACUCCGGCUUCGAGAGGCAGCGACACUCCUGCCGGUGGCCGUGGAGGGGCUGCCACACCGUCGCGUGAGCGCAACGACCGUGGACACGGUCGCGACGCCGAACGCGACACCCGCGACACCCGCGAUGGACGUGACUCCCGCCCCGACUCUGCCGCAGCGACGCCGACUGAGGCUACCUUUGCAGGCCAGGCCGGGCGCGUUGGUCGUCGCGAAACCCUGCGCAUUGCCAGCAACCCCGAGCCCCGUGUCGGCAGCCCAUCCAGCACACCCCGUUCCGGCACCCCUCGUGAACGCGAGCGCGACCGUGAGCGCGAUAGCAACCGCGGUGGCCGCGAGCUGCUCCGCCCCGUAGCCUCGGCGCCGUCCCUCGCUGCCCGCAUGGGCCUCGCCCCCUCGGCAGCCUCGAGCCCGACCGACGAUGGAGGACGGAAGCGCGGACAUGAUGAAGUGUCCAGCUCGCGUGAGGACUCGCCUGGCGCCGGCAAGCGUCGUCGCGGUGAACGACGGGGUGGUGGUGGCAGUGGUCGCAUGCUAGCUGGCGCGAUGCGCGCAGCGGCCAGUGAAAAGUAG
This is a messenger RNA of Apiotrichum porosum, 5946 nucleotides long. RefSeq names its product THO complex subunit 2 (gene THO2). Gene Ontology annotation, cellular component: THO complex part of transcription export complex. NCBI's taxonomy places the organism in Eukaryota, Fungi, Basidiomycota, Tremellomycetes, Trichosporonales, Trichosporonaceae. The coding region runs from base 1 to 5946 and encodes 1981 amino acids. The transcript has 7 exons. Gene Ontology annotation, biological process: mRNA processing; mRNA export from nucleus. Gene Ontology annotation, molecular function: mRNA binding. The record is from RefSeq and is a predicted model, not a curated record.